Etheostoma cragini (Arkansas darter) is the source of this 758-nucleotide messenger RNA. RefSeq names its product receptor activity-modifying protein 1-like. Gene Ontology annotation, molecular function: coreceptor activity. Gene Ontology annotation, cellular component: cell surface; signaling receptor complex; membrane. Gene Ontology annotation, biological process: protein localization to plasma membrane; calcium ion transport; intracellular protein transport. The record is from RefSeq and is a predicted model, not a curated record. Lineage: Eukaryota; Metazoa; Chordata; Actinopteri; Perciformes; Percidae. The transcript has 3 exons. Bases 237 to 686 code for a protein of 149 amino acids.
GGAGCUUCUAUGAUUAGGGCUGUGGCGAGGCAAGGAGGCGGCCACUCUGAAAGGGCAAGGGGUUUUUACGCACAGUUGGCGCCUUCUUGUUGACCGCGCACCACGAGCUGCGGUUCAUUUAUCUGUACCGGUGUGGCUCCCGAAUCAGUGUCUUUGUGGUUAAACUACUUGAGGGAGGAUGAGAUCCGUGAUAUCCAGGGUGUGAGAAGAGUGCGCAAAACGUCUUGGAGUUGGCCAUGGCUCUGGAGAGCGCGUCGUUCCUGAAAGCGGGGCUCGUGUUGUUGAUGGCAGCUCAAGUCCUUCCAUCAGUGUCCAGCUGCAAAAGAGCUUUCUACGAGAGGAUGAUCAAUGAUUUCUGCUUAGCUAAGUUCAAACACGACAUGGGGACGCUGGACCAGGGCUUGUGGUGCAGCUGGCCGGACACCAUGGACAUCUACGAGGGGCUAACAAACUGCACCUACCAGGUGGCCUUGAGGGUGGACUGCUUCUGGCCAAAUCAGAUAAUCGACCGCUUCUUCAUGCAGAUUCACCGGAUCUACUUCCACGACUGCGCGCUGACCGGCCGGCUUAUCCACGACCCCCCGGCCAGCAUCCUCGCCCCGUUUAUUGCAGUGCCAGUGCUGGUCACGCUGCUCAUGACUGCCCUUGUGGUGUGGAGAAGUAAACGCACAGAGGGGGUUUUAUAAGGACUGGCUUCAGGAUCGGGGCUUAAGGCUUGUAAAUACAAAUGGACUCCCGAUGUCCAAUGACAGAGCAUG